AGUAAUAUGGUAGUGUUUCGUAUCAAGUUAUGUGCAAUAACAAUAAGGCAUAUAUCUGCAAAAUGACAAACAUUCUGAUUGAACAUUCAGCCUUUAGUGUUCUAAUCUGGUGUAAUGUGGUAACAUAAAUUUCCUAACCUUCAAAACUUUAUCAAUUUUAAUGAAUCGCAGUUUGACUGUUGAGUGGAUAGGACGUCUUUUGUCCUCGCACAAAUUUUUGUGUUGCGUCAAUACAAGUUUUUAAGGAUAAAGAGAAAGUUAAACUGGAAGAAUAGAGACAAAUUUAUAAAGGGAGCAAGGAAAAAAGGAAAAAAGCAAGAAGAAGGGGAGAUAGAGGAUCUAUGUUACAUAAUUCAUUAGAGGUUGAAGACACGUAGUCAGGGAUAUACCUGCCACUCUCCUAGAGAGAACUUAAAAAAAAAAAUCAAUUUUAAUACCUACUAUUUUCUCAGAGAUGGUCUUUUUUUUAAUCUUUAUUUCUGUACAUUCAAAUCUUUAUUUUGAAAAGAUAUCCAUUGAGUAUAUCUUUAUUAAAAUAUGAAAGGAAAAGUGGAAAAAAGGAGAAUUACAUGUUUGCCAUUAUUAUUGGCUUAUUAUUAUUGCUUCUAAUACAGUCUUACAAGACGACAUUCUCUUUUAAUUGAUUGUAAUAUACUAAAAUUAUUAAUAUAUAAAAUCUUAACUAAAUAUUCUUUAAUAAAGUCAUUAAAAGAAAUGCUUAUAUAUAUGUAUAUUAACGUAUGAUUAUUUACUAUAGCAUUUGUAUUGAUUAUAAAUAGACAUUAACAAUACAUAAUAAGUAAGUGUACACUGUCAAGUUGUGCAAUAUAACAUUAUCUUAAUUUAUACACAAGAUAUCUGAUAAGUUAUCAGUGCGAUAGAACGAAUAAAAAAUCCAUCGAAUAUAAGGAGUUCUUCUUUGAAGCUCUUUAAUAAUAACAAGAUGUGAUAUUGUGCCAAAACUCGAAACGAAAACUUAUGAAUUAAAAGAAAAAGAAUAAUAUUCUGUAGUCAACUAUGUGCAUCUUAUUUAUUUAUCGUAAUCCAGAUGCUGAUGUUAGAUCUUAUCGAUUGAUAAUUGCAUCAAAUCGAGAUGAAACAUACAAACGUCCUGCAUCAUCAGCUCAUUACUGGGACAAAUAUCCUGAAUGUUUGGGAGGUAUUGAUAUGGAACCUGGUAAGGAAGGUGGAACUUGGUUAGGUAUAUCGGUAAAAGGAAAGGCUGGCAUUAUAUUAAAUUUAAUUAAUGAAGAUGCAACAGAUUCACCAAAAAAGGGUCGUGGUUUUUUAAUAACUAAUUUUAUUACUUCCAAUGAUUCUAUAGACUCAUAUUUGAAUAAAUUACAUGAAGAAAAUAUCAAUGGACAAUCAUAUAAUCCUUAUUGUUUGGUUCUAUUAAAUUUAAUUAAUGCAAAUGUGCAUUAUUUAAGUAAUUGUACCAAAUCCACUGGACCUAUAAUAUGUAAUAACGAUAUUAUAGGUAUUGGAAAUAGUGGCUUAAAUCAUCCUUAUAAAAAAGUUGAAAUAGGAAAGGAAGAAUUCAAAAAUAUUAUACAGGAUAUAGAUAUAUCAAAACAAGAUGAUCUCAUUGAAAAACUUAUUUGUUUUCUGAAGUCAAAAAAAAAAUAUUUACCAGAUGCUGAAUUACAAAAAAGACGUCCUGCAAUAUAUAAAGAGCUUAGUUCAAUUUUUGUGUCUGGAAAGGAAUAUGGGACAAGGACACAUUCUUUAUUAUUAAUUGAUGGUUCAAACCACAUAACAUUUGUUGAAGAAACUCUCAUGCCUGAUUUUACAUGGAAACGACAACAAUUUCAAGAUGAAAUACUAUGCGAUAACAUGCAUUGAUAUGUAAUUUAACUAACUUUAACAAAAUUAUUUAAUCUCUUAACGGAUUCAAAUACUAUUUUAGUAAAUUAAUGAAAAAAAUUAAAAAAAUUAAGAUUAAAAAAAUUAAGAAAAUUAAAAAAGAAAAAGAACGAAACAGUGCACAAAGUUGCAAUACUGUCGGAUACGUGCUAAAGCAAAUGAAAAUGAAAAUUUCACUGGAGAAGACGAAUUUAAUAAUAGCGGAACGAAAAGAAGUCAGAAAGGAAAACAAUUUGAUAAAAGAGGAUAAAAUGUUAUAAUAUUUAACUGUGAUAAAGGAGAAGGCCUUAAAGAAAGUACACUCUAUUAUGUUAUCGAGAAAUAUAAUUUUCGUUUGGUUAUCGCCGAGAAAAAAAAAUUUUAUUAUUAAAAAAAUUUCAUUAUUAGCGUACCAUCUGUAGCCAUCGAAGCAUUAUCGACAUAUGUUAUAAGGACUACCAAUAAAUAUUUUUAAAAAAAA
Pogonomyrmex barbatus (red harvester ant) is the source of this 2326-nucleotide messenger RNA. It is a transcript of the gene Tango2, whose product is annotated as transport and golgi organization 2. Lineage: Eukaryota; Metazoa; Arthropoda; Insecta; Hymenoptera; Formicidae. The record is from RefSeq and is a predicted model, not a curated record. Gene Ontology annotation, cellular component: Golgi apparatus. Gene Ontology annotation, biological process: Golgi organization; protein secretion.